CUUGCACCUACACGUUCUACCACACUCUCAAUCCACCUCUACUCAUGAUGUCAGCAUAGGGAUAAUAAAAAAGAAAGAAAGCUUUGUCUACGUCGUUGUUCUCCUACUCCUAGGGAGACGUUUGUAAGUCUGACUAAAUAAUUGCAACUGCUACCAAGAAUUGCAUAGAAUCAACUACGACUCGUAGAGUAGGUAUACGUAAGCACUAGAAAAUAAGAACUUCACAAGAUCAAAAAAAUGGUCGGAACCUCCUCUCGUUGCAUAUUGCUACUCGUGGCAGGUGCCACUGGACCUGGAGUCGCUGCCGUAAAACGCGUGAAGCCGCAUAUUCAGAAGUUAAGGAUUCACUUUUGACUCAAUGAGCACAUUACCGGAUCGAAGACUGGUGUAGUAGGAUUUAAUAGGACCGCUGAACGGUGGUCAUAUGCAGAUCAUCAACACCAUCGACAACCAGAAAAAAUGACCGAUAAACGACUGCUACCACAGAUACUAUGUCCAGAAUUCGACCAUAAUAGUGGUACACAACUGAAGAUUGGACCGAAUCUUUCACAAUACAACUCCACCGCGUCCUCUGCCUCUAAACCAACGGUCCUUUUUCCAAAAGUGGGUGUCUGGUCCGGCUGUAGCUGCGGCAGCUUUGUCCUCCGGGGCUUCUGCAGACCGUCCGACUACCUUUUCCGAGACACAAGCUCAGCUGCAACAUUACAUGUUGGACCCUGUUGCAAUGACAGACGCUUUUCAUAAUUUCGCAGCGUCCCACGGAAAGCCCUACGUUAGCGCUGUCGAAGGUAUGGAUAUCUCGUUCUUUUGGAUAGUCGUAGGUCCAAUCCGGUUCGACUAACAUCAUCAGCAAAUGACUGCUGAAUAUCUUUGUGCAUUACCAAAGGUCUCGAAAUAAACUCUAACUCAUCUUGGGAUAUUGCUGAAAGUGUGAUGAGAGGUCGCCAUUUUUCCGAUGUAUUCGAAAAGUUCUUGAACAACAUAGAUACUGACUCUUCACUCCCACCAACUUCUGAGAAUCUCACAGCUCACUCUUCGGCCGACAAUGACGGGAAGCAUUCGGAGAAGCACCAGUUUGGUUUUGUUCCUGCUCCUGGCCUCGAAGAAGAAUACCAAAACCGCAAGAAAGUCUUCGAGGACAACGUGUUGCGUGCGAUUGCCCAAAACACUGACUCAAAGAUGGAGCUGCUCGGAAAGAAUCGCAUCAACCGUGACGGAUCAGGUAUCUUGCGUAAAUAAUCCUAAUUAAGUCUUGAACUCAUACCUCAUGCUAGGUAAAUGAAUGAAUGAAUGAAUGUUUUAGAAGAGUCGCAAGUACCGCUUCUCCUGGUCGAUCGUUAAACGGGUUCGUCCUCACCAAAUCAACUAGUACGAGAAUGUGAAUAGAGACUGAUACUGUCGAAGUCGAUUGAGAUUGUUCUAGCUACUUAUUAUACUUCUAAAUCCACCUAUUUAAUAUAAAUAUCUACUUCCAAGAACCUGUCGUCGUCAAUCACCCACACAGUCCCGGAUGAAUUCGAGACGAAGCUGGCUCGAUUCGGUGUGACGAAGUUCAUGGACUUGAAACCCGAAGAGUUUGCACACUUCUACCUGGGCAUGCGUAACAUGAAGCGUACUGAGAAGAAGGCUUUGAUGGACAACAUGGAAAAAGGUAACUUGUACUUGAAAACGUCUGUAGAAAGAGUCCUUGUUUGUUUUUUAGGCUUGAUCCUGAGAGGACAAUACAGAAAAGGACCACCAGAAGCGACUACCUGUUGUAUGUAGAAAUCCCAUGUUCACACAUCUUCUAGUUCCACUUCUACCUGAUAUAAUUUUUUACAUGUUGUGACUUACAACAGACAUCUGCACCUACAUCUCUCCUUCACAACACCCUGCAGAAGACGUGCGCCUGGCCAUCAGCAGUGACCGCUUCUUGCCGAAAGAAAGCCUUCUUCCCACUGAGACGAAGGACUGGCGCGAUGCUGAUGUCAUCACGGAUGUCAAAGACCAAGGACAAUGCGGCAGCUGCUGGGCGUUCUCCUUAUGAAGAAAGUCGUACUACUGCUACUCGUACUAGCUGUAUCUAUGAUAUGAUCCUUGUGGAACACAUGAUAAGUCCAAUCCGAAUCAUCAACUAACAUCAUGAUCAUCAUCGUCAUCAACCACGUAGAACAAGUUGAAUUCGAGCGUUCCUACUGGUAAUCUUCGCAUUCUAAUAUCUACGGUAGAGCAGGUGGAAUCGAUGGCUCGCGUGGAGGGUAUCACGACCGACUUCGUUGGCGCACCGCAGGAGCUUGUUUCAUGCGACCACAAUUUACGGGUCUAAAAAACUACUCGUUGUAACAAGAGAAAGACAACCACGAAUACCAGAGCUGUAGAUGAGAGUCUUCAGAAAAUUUUUGUACCAUCUUUCUCUUGUAAAUAAUAACCCAGCGAAGCGGCCUAAAACCACAUAAGUAAACCCUCUCGCAGAUCCACCCUCUUGGUUGCUAAAAAAUGGCGAUAUGGGAUGCAAUGGUGGAUUGCCAACCAACGCGUUUGACUGGUUGGAGGACAAGCCCCUUGAGGCCGAGGUAGACUACCCCUACAUGUCCGGAAUCACUCGGGAAACCGGAAAAUGCAAGGCCGACUUCAGCGAAGGAAAGAUCAAAGUACUAUCCUCGGAUAUUCACAGUUAUGAUUUCGUCCGACUCUGGGAACAAUUAUGAAUGUGUAAGGGUAAUAUUAUGUUGGUAUUACAUUGGAUGCGUAUGCCAGUACACAAAUCACUUAGUACCUACUGAAUUUGGAAUAGAGAUUGGCACAGAUUAAUUAUGGUGGUGGUGCUUCAACCUGUUGUUUACGUGUUUUUUGAUAUUUCACCCGCCAGGUGACCAGUUUCAAGUCCAUCAGUGAAGACGAAAAGGACCCGUUUCAUACCGGCGAGAAGAAAAUGAUCAAGUACGUGCUGCAAAGUGGCCCGCUUUCUCUUGGUGUUGAUGCGCAGCAAUGGCAACUCUAUUCGGUAAAAAGCAACAUACUUUUACUUUUAGCUUUUCACCUGUUUACGCACCUCUCAUUUCCUGUCUCACGUAACUUUCUACCACUGUCUAAAGGGUUUCUAAGGUCAGUCGGACGGUGUUGUGAGGCUUUGUUGAUGCAGUUGUAUGUUGUCGUUUGAUCCUAGUAGACUUUCCUAGUAUAUCCGAAUUGUUCUUGUCAAAGGCGUGCCAGUGUGCCGCAAUUCUCGUUAGGAGGAUUCAUUUCUAGAUCUUGUUUUAUUCGUUUUCAUCUUUCUCAAGGCCUGCAACCAAGACACCUCUUUUGUUUUGCUUUUCCUCUCUGUUUUCCGACGUUCUAACUUUACAUGUUGUAGAUGCCAGCAUUGUCGUACGAUUCUAUACCUCUCUUUUCUCAGGGUGGUGUGAUGAGCGCUACGUCCUGCGCCGCUGAGCAACUGGACCACGCCGUGCAGGCCGUCGCUUACUAUGGUGAUGCCGAGGAACCCUACUGGGUCGUGCGCAACUCGUGGUUAUGGUGUGCGUGUACAAUUGAAGGGUCUGAAUUUCUUCUGAAAAACAUUAACAUACACAACGCAGAUAGAAGAACCCAGGAAGUAGAAGAAGUUCUGCGUCGUGAGCUGUGUUAAGAUGUGUUUUCUCACGUUGCUAAUCCGGUCAAUCUCAAUAGACAACUAGGUAUAUCAUCAUCAUUCCUCCUCUAAUGUCGAACACCGACUGGGGUGAGGAGGGCUUCAUCCGUCUGGCUGCUGGCGAGAAUGCGUGCAUGAUGGCAGGCAUGGCAACCACCGUGUCGGUGGAGACGGUUGACCCUGUGAAAACUGUGGAGACUCCGGGUCCGCGCAUCGAAGAGGUCCCCGAAGAUAUGGUAGUGUGAAGUGGGCUGAUUACUAGUAGUCUUGAAAUAUCUAGAAAAACUAUCUGAGGUGCACUGAUGAUGAAACAUGUAGGUGGUAGAAUCGAUGUCUGACUUCCUAUCCAUAAGUAGGUAGUUCUAUAUUCCUACGUGAACAUCCAUUUACGACAAGAAAAGAUGCAUGCGAAAGCAAGGUUUGACGUUGGUCAUUGAUGUUGGGAGUUCAUUUUCAUUUUGAUGUUUUGAACGUAUUCUUCUGCUCCUUGGUGUCAGUUUUCAUUGCAUUUUUGAGAAUAGAGUAGUCAUUGUCAUGCUCAACACAGAGGGAUUAUAGAGUGACACGACUUUCUAUUUCUUGUAUGUUCAAGGCGAUCCUCAUAAUUAUCAUAGGAUAGAAAUUGCAGCAUCAGCUACAGAUUUCAUAAUCUUCAUAGAGUAUUAUCAUUACAGUUCAUGCUCAUUCAUUCAUGAUUAUUAGCACACUGAGCAUGGUUGAAGUUGAAAGUAGUUGUAUCUUACCACACUUUCAAUCAUACUAGCAUUCGCCCAGCAUAGACUCAAUAGAAGGAAUCGUCCAUAUUGUUGCUUCAUCACAACAGCUGAUGUGUCGCAAUUUGAAUAAUUCCCACAUUCUUGUUUGCGAAAUCGAUAAUCUUCCUGUUGAUCAUGACUCCGACCACGUAAGAACAACAUCUCAUGUUGAGGAAACUACUUUCUUUCGGGUCGCACUUGGCCCCGUAGGAACAUACAACGAGGAAGAACAGAAUGUAUGAAGAAAAGGAGAUUAGAGCAGUACAUGCGAAGAGAUAUGUGUUUGGCGUUACUGCCCGUUUACUAGCAUGCGCAUGGGCCCUAAAACCCGAAGGACCACGAUCGGGGGAGCAGAUGGAGCCACGAGAAGGGAUUUCGACCAACCAGCGACUGCGCUCGCAGUCUGCAGCCCUUACGAAGUUAGUGUUUGAGCGUCAUGAAGGUAACUUGGAGAGGAAAAGAUGCUGUUGUCUAGUAAUACGCUUGAGAGAAGCGGGUGAGAGGAAAUUUAUAUCAAAAGUAG
Amoebophrya sp. A25 is the source of this 4888-nucleotide messenger RNA. Lineage: Eukaryota; Dinophyceae; Syndiniales; Amoebophryaceae. The record is from the annotation of a GenBank genome assembly.